Molecule: messenger RNA, 3371 nt
Organism: Drosophila takahashii
Lineage: Eukaryota; Metazoa; Arthropoda; Insecta; Diptera; Drosophilidae
Gene: Myo61F
Product: Myosin 61F
Biological process (GO): vesicle transport along actin filament; actin filament organization
Cellular component (GO): plasma membrane; myosin complex; vesicle
Molecular function (GO): ATP binding; actin filament binding; microfilament motor activity
Source: RefSeq, a predicted model, not a curated record
CCUUAAUGUAUAUUGAAAUUCAAUCUUUAAUCUGUGGUCUAAUGGAUGAACAAGAGUAUAUAGAUUUUACUUCCCAACUGAAAAUGGAGACGGGUUUGCACGAACGAGAUCGUGCUGGAGUCCAGGACUUUGUGCUGCUGGAGAACUACCAAAGCGAAGAAGCCUUUAUUGGGAACCUGAAGAAACGAUUCCAGGAGAACCUGAUUUAUACCUACAUUGGCCAGGUGCUGGUCUCUGUGAAUCCCUACAAGCAGCUGCCCAUUUACACGGAUGAUCAUGUCAAGGCGUACAGGAAUAAGCAUUUCUACGAGAUGCCCCCACACAUCUUCGCGGUAACCGACAAUGCCUUCCGUUCGCUGAUCGAGGAGAACCGUGGCCAGUGUGUCCUGAUCUCCGGCGAGAGUGGUUCCGGCAAGACGGAGGCCUCCAAGAAGGUGCUCCAGUUCAUUGCCGCCUGCUCGGGAAACCAGACGACCGUCGAGGGAGUCAAGGAUCGUCUGCUGAAGAGCAAUCCCGUGCUGGAGGCCUUCGGCAAUGCCAAGACGAACCGCAAUGAUAACUCCUCCCGCUUUGGCAAGUACAUGGACAUCCAGUUCGACUUCAAGGGAGCUCCGAUCGGCGGCAAUAUCCUGAAUUACCUACUGGAGAAAUCCCGCGUGGUGGCCCAAAUGGGCGGCGAGCGCAACUUCCACAUCUUCUAUCAACUGCUGGCCGGCGCCGAUGAGGCUCUUCUGCAAGAACUGCGUCUGGAGCGGGCUCUGGACAAAUAUAGCUAUCUGACAGACGGGCUCAAUGGCAACGUGUCGAACAUCAACGACGCGGACAGCUUCAAGCAGGUGCAGCAGGCCCUCAGUGUGAUCGACUUUAGCGCGGAGGAGCAGCGCGAGAUCUUCGGGAUUGUGGCGAGCAUCCUGCACCUGGGCAACAUCGGAUUCAGCGAGGUGGAGGGCAGUGCCAAGGUGAACAGCAGGGAUCUGGUGGUGACCGCCGCCCGCCUGCUGGGCGUGAAUGCCAGCGAACUGGAGGCGGCGCUCACCCACCGCACCAUCGAUGCUCGCGGGGAUGUGGUGACCUCGCCGCUCAACCAGGAGCUGGCCAUCUACGCCCGGGAUGCGCUGGCCAAGGCUGUCUACGAUCGGCUGUUCUCCUGGUUGGUCCAGCGUCUGAACAUCUCGCUGCAGGCGAAGGAAACCCGCGGGGCCAGGAACAAUGUGAUGGGCAUCCUGGACAUCUAUGGCUUUGAGAUCUUCCAGAAGAACAGCUUCGAGCAGUUCUGCAUCAACUUUUGCAACGAGAAGCUGCAGCAGUUGUUCAUUGAGCUCACUUUGAAGUCGGAGCAGGAUGAGUACAGGAGGGAGGGCAUCGAAUGGAUUCCCGUGGAGUACUUUGACAACAAGGUCAUAUGCAAUCUUAUAGAGGAGAAGCACAAGGGCAUCAUCUCCAUUCUGGAUGAGGAGUGCCUCCGUCCAGGGGAACCCACCGAUAAGACCUUCCUGGAGAAGCUCACGAACAAGCUGUCCCUGCACCACCACUACGUUUGCCACGAGAAGGCACCGGCUCACAUCAAGAAAAUCAUGCUAAGGGAUGAGUUCCGCCUGGUUCACUAUGCUGGUGAGGUGACCUACAGUGUCAAUGGUUUCCUGGACAAGAACAACGAUCUGCUGUUCAGGGAUCUCAAGGAGACGCUGAGCAAGGCGGGCAAUGGCAUCGUGAGGAGCUGCUUCCCGGAGCAGGAGCUGCGUAGCCUGAAACGCCCGGAUACGGCCAUCACCCAGUUCCGAGCUUCUUUGAAUAACCUCAUGGAGAUUCUGAUGUGCAAGGAGCCCAGUUACAUACGCUGCAUCAAGCCGAAUGAUCUGCAAACGGCUAGCACUUUUAAUGAUGAGUUGGUUCUCCAUCAGGUGAAGUACUUGGGACUCAUGGAGAACUUGAGGGUAAGGCGAGCUGGCUUCGCCUACCGGCGCACCUACGAGCUCUUCCUGGAGCGCUACAAGUCGCUGAGCAAGUCCACGUGGCCGAACUACAAGGGUCCUGGGGGUCCCAAGGCGGGAGUGCAGCAGCUGGUCAAGGAUCUGGGCUGGGAUGAGGAGAAGUACAGGGUGGGUGAGACCAAGUUGUUUAUUAGGUGGCCCAGAACCCUCUUCGACACGGAGGAUGCCUACCAGGAGAAGAAGCAUCAGAUAGCUGCUAUUAUUCAAGCCCACUGGAAGGGUUUAAUGCAGCGGCGGAGGUACCUCAAGCUGCGCGCCCAGGUGAUCAUCCUGCAGAGCUACUGCCGCAGGAAACUGGCCCAGGAGGCGGCCAAGAAGCGCAGGGAGGCGGCCGACAAGAUCAGGGCCUUCAUCAAGGGCUUCAUCACGAGGAACGAUGCUCCGAACGGAUUCAACGAGGAGUUCAUUGCCAAUGCCAAGCGAAUGUGGCUACUGCGACUGGCCAAGGAGCUGCCCAAGAAGGUGCUGGACAAGAGCUGGCCCCAUGCCCCCGGCCACUGUGAGGAGGCCUCCGGGAUCCUGCACCGCCUGCAUCGCCUGCAUCUGGCCAGGAUCUACCGCCUGAAGCUGACUGCCCAGCAGAAGAGGCAGUUCGAACUGAAGGUCCUAGCGGAGAAGGUCUUCAAGGACAAGAAGAACAACUAUCCGAGCAGCGUGGCCACCUGGUUCCAGGAGGAUCGCAUCCCCAAGGAGCACAUCCAGAGGGUCAACGACUUUGUGGCCAGCACCUUUGGCAGCGAGCAGCUGAAGUACCAGUCCUUCUGCACCAAGUUCGAUCGGCAUGGCUACAAGUCGCGCGAUCGCUUUAUCCUGCUGAGCAACAAGGCGGUCUAUGUGCUCGAUGGGAAGACCUACAAGCAGAAGCACCGCCUGCCGCUGGAGAAGAUCGACUUUACGCUGACCAACCACAACGACGACCUGAUGGUCAUCCGGAUACCGCUGGAGCUGAAGAAGGACAAGGGUGACCUGAUCCUGAUUAUCCCCCGCCUGAUUGAAUUCAGCACGUACAUCAUUGAUACGGUGGGAACUGCCUCUAUAGUCUCCAUUGUGGACAGAGAUUCGGUGGAACACAAUGUGGUCAAGGGCAAGGGCGGCGUCAUCGACAUCCAAACGGGCGCCGAGCCGGGAGUGGUUCGUGAUAAGGGCCAUCUGGUUAUCAUUGGAACGCAAUAAGGAGCGCACCAUGGACUUUCAACGGCAAAGUGGCUUUAAAACGACUCUUGUUUUGUUAUAUUCGUGUAAUUUAUAUAGUCUACCUGUGUAUUUUUGUUACCGCAGCGCCCAGCGAGUUGUGUAAUUUGAAUUUUAUAUGGAUAAUGUUCCCAACUAAAUGUAUAUUGUUUAUAAAAAAAGAUACCUAUAAAUAUAUGACAGUUUGUA